Triplophysa rosa is the source of this 1446-nucleotide messenger RNA. Its product is annotated as dipeptidyl aminopeptidase-like protein 6. Gene Ontology annotation, molecular function: serine-type peptidase activity; dipeptidyl-peptidase activity. NCBI's taxonomy places the organism in Eukaryota, Metazoa, Chordata, Actinopteri, Cypriniformes, Nemacheilidae. The record is from RefSeq and is a predicted model, not a curated record. The annotation marks the transcript as partial. Gene Ontology annotation, biological process: proteolysis. The transcript has 9 exons.
AGCUGCUGGAUGUGGAGGCCAAUGAAGAGUUAAACACCACAGUAAACAACACACAGAUGCCCAAAGUAGAGUACAAGAAGUUCAAUGUAGACGAUUACUGCUUGAACUUCCAGAUUCUGAAACCAGCUGGAUUUGUAGAAACAGCCCAUUACCCAUUACUGCUGCUUGUGGAUGGCACCCCUGGUGGGCAGGUGGUGACGGAGCAGUUUGAGGUGGACUGGACAACUGUACUUGUCAGCUCCUUCAACACUGUAGUCAUGCGUCUUGAUGGCCGAGGCAGUGGAUUUCAGGGGACAAACCUUCUUCAUCGAGUUCAGAAGAAACUGGGAGAGUUUGAGGAGAGAGACCAACUAGAAGCUCUUAGAUUAAUAUCACAGCUGAAAUACAUUGACAUGUCAAGAAUUGGAGUUUAUGGAAAGGCGUAUGGAGGAUAUUUGGUCAGCCGACUCUUACGCUCAGAUGAAUCUCCAAACAUGUUUAAAUUCAAAAUCAAGUGUGGCACAGCCGUCUCGCCCAUUACAGAUUUCAGCUUGUAUGCUUCUGCAUUUUCAGAACGAUAUUUAGGAUCACCACAGUUCAAUAAGCGAGAAUACGAGAUGGCACGUUUGGCAGACCACAUAGAGCAAAUGAAGGACAAGAAACUCUUAAUAAUUCAUCCAACGGCUGAUGAGAAAGUCCAUUUUCAGCACACAGCAAAAUUUAUCACCCACAUGAUCAGUGAAAAGGCCAAUUAUACAUUACAGAUCUACCCAGAUGAAGGACACUUCAUUCAUUCGAAAGACUCACAGCAACAUCUGAGUCAGUCACUGGUCAACUUCUUUGUAGAAUGUUUCAGACCACCGGAGAUGCUAAGCGAGGACAAACUGGAGCAGGACAAUGAAGACGACGGUUAAAUGAAUAUUGAUACCCUUGAACAGACCAGCUUAUAGCCCAAUAUGCAAACUUUUCCCGCCAUUACAACCUCUCUCAUUUCCCCGUUAGUUUUGAUGGGUUCUCCUGAGCCUCUGCAUGGACCACGCCCCUCAACUCUGAUUGGCUCCAAGGAAGAGUGUAAAUGACCUAGUGGUAAAAGAACGCAUGGAGGUACAUGCUGAAGCGUGGCGUGUUUAUGAAUAAUGCACAAGCGGUGCGAGAAGACUGCUGUGAAUCGCCCGUUCAAACAUUGCUCAUGGAAAGCUUUAAGAGUUGAAUGCACAAUAUACAGAAGAGAAUGAAUCAAUGGCAGGAAAUGCUGCAAAUGACCCUUAUUUGUAUCCUUCUAAUGUUCAUUCUUAUUAUACAGGCCUUUAUUUGGAUAUAUCGAUGUCAGUUUGUUUCUGCCUUUAAUGUCAAACUUACUGGGCCUCAUUCGUUCUGAAUGGAUUUCUGUCUCAGUUGUUCCGUCUAGAACCAUUCUUACGUAUAUUGUUUUGUAUUUAAUGUGCCAAUAAAAAUGAGCAAAAUGAA